AUGCUUCAGGGGUGUCAACAGAUAACGUGGCAUUUAGAAGAGCACCCAAUAGCAGAAACGGAUGGAAAUAUUGUUCUUUCGGACGAUCAGAGGCGACUGCACAUUCUGAAAUCGCGAAUAACAGAUGCUGGUAGCUACAAAUGUGUUGCAAGGAAUCCAGCUGGUGAAUCCACGAAGACGUUCCAUGUAGAAAUUGUCGUCCCUCCAAGCCUGGAUCAGAGCGUUCAUCGAAUGAAGCUGACAGUGCUUGAGAAUGAAGAUGUUGAAAUUGGUUGUCCGAUAUCGGGUAUGCCGGAUCCAGACAUUUCGUGGCUUGUCAAUGGACAACUGCUUGAGGAAGGCUCGACGAAACAAGGCGUAAUGCUUUCAGCAAGCAGAAAAUCGGUGCUAAUUGGAUCGGCUCAAUUGGAGCAUGAAGGGAUCUAUACAUGUGUCGGGACAAAUAAAGGCGGAAGUUUGGAUGUGGAUGUUCAUCUUACUGUGCUGGGUUAG
Gongylonema pulchrum is the source of this 492-nucleotide messenger RNA. The record is from the annotation of a GenBank genome assembly. NCBI's taxonomy places the organism in Eukaryota, Metazoa, Nematoda, Chromadorea, Rhabditida, Gongylonematidae.